Molecule: messenger RNA, 2909 nt
Organism: Camponotus floridanus (Florida carpenter ant)
Lineage: Eukaryota; Metazoa; Arthropoda; Insecta; Hymenoptera; Formicidae
Gene: dpa
Product: DNA replication licensing factor MCM4
Exons: 8
Coding region: 128-2785 (885 amino acids)
Biological process (GO): DNA strand elongation involved in DNA replication; double-strand break repair via break-induced replication; DNA replication
Cellular component (GO): MCM complex; nucleus
Molecular function (GO): ATP hydrolysis activity; single-stranded DNA helicase activity; ATP binding
Source: RefSeq, a predicted model, not a curated record
UGACAUCAGCGCCCUCUUGAUGAAUUUAUUCUCGCAUUUGCGCGGGAAACCAAGCGGCGUGUGCAGGUUACUCGCGCUUGAAAUAUACUUUGGAACGAGAAUAUAAGAUUGUCGGAAUCUGUCAACCAUGUCGAGUCCAAUGAGACCGCCGAGGACUCCUGUCCCGCAGGAUGAUAAUGGCACGCCAAGACGACAGCCUCGGACUCCAACCUCUGCCAGAGCGCUUUCGAUUGCUGGAACACCUAGCACUGUUGGUUCCGCGUCUACGAGACAAGGUACGCCUCAGAGAAGACCAGACAAUCCGGUAGAUACUCCAUUGCGAUGGGGCAGUCGUCGUGCACAGGAAACCAUAGCACCAUCGUCAGAAGGUCCUUCCUCUGUGCCAUUGUCCUCUCCGAAAGCGCAAACAAGCCCUCUUGCUGCGGGUAUGAGCGAAGUAGAAUUGUCCUCUCCAUUGAAUUAUGGAACACCUAGUUCCUUGGUAUCAGUUCGUACUCCCCGCAGUGGUAUUAGAGGUACUCCUGUGCGACAGAGGCCAGAUGUUCAGUCUGAUAGACGUAUGCGACAAGUUAACUUGGCUGAAAUACCAGAAGAACCUAAUGUUCAAAGAACAUCAGAAACUGAGAAUGGUCCACAGUUGGUAAUUUGGGGUACAAAUGUUGUAGUGGAUCAGUGUAAGGAACAAUUUAAACGAUUUAUCUUGCGUUUUAUCGAUCCAGAAGCAGAGAAUGAUGAAUUGCCUGAGAACAUGAAUCUAUCAGAGCCACUUUAUUUGCAAAAACUCGAAGAGAUACAUUCGCUUGAGACACCUUUCUUGAAUAUAAAUUGUGCUCAUCUUGAGGCAUUUGACAAACAGCUUUACAACCGAUUGGUAUGCUAUCCUCAGGAAGUGAUACCCGCUUUCGACAUGACUGCGAAUGAAAUGUUCUUUGAGAGACAUCCUGCAGCGGUAUUGGAACAUCAAAUUCAAGUACGACCCUACAAUGUUACCAGAACCAAAAGCAUGCGUCUUCUGAAUCCAGAAGACAUAGAUCAAUUGAUCACGAUCACUGGUAUGGUCAUUAGAACAUCAAAUAUCAUGCCAGAGAUGCGAGAAGCAUUCUUCAAGUGUAUUGUAUGUUCUUUCACGACGACUGUGGAGAUCGAUAGGGGUCACAUAGCCGAGCCAACGGUAUGCACCCAUUGCAACAACAAUUACUGUUUUAACUUGAUACACAAUCGCAGUCAUUUCUCAGACAAGCAAAUGAUCAAACUGCAAGAAUCGCCGGACGAUAUGCCGGCUGGUCAAACCCCUCAUACAGUGGUGCUUUUCGCACAUAAUAAUUUAGUUGACGCUGUUUCACCAGGUGACAGAAUUUCCAUCACCGGUAUAUAUCGCGCGUUACCGAUACGCGUUAAUCCACGACAAUCUAAUGUACGUGCUAUUUAUAGAACGCACGUUGAUGUUGUCCACUUCAGAAAACAAGACUCGAAGCGACUGUACGAACAAGAAGACGACAAGCAACACGCAUUUCCACCAGAGAGAGUAGAAUUAUUAAAACUCUUGUCGCAAAAGGAAGAUGUAUACGAACGAUUGGCGCGACACAUUGCUCCCAGCAUUUAUGAAAACGAGGAUGUGAAGAAAGGAAUAUUGCUGCAAUUAUUCGGCGGGAUAAAGAAAAAACAGAAUAAAUCGGGCGAGAAACAUUUUCGGUCCGAAAUAAAUAUACUUUUAUGUGGAGAUCCGGGUACGAGUAAAUCGCAGCUACUACAAUUUGUCUUCAAUCUGGUACCGCGCUCACAAUAUAGCAGCGGAAAAGGUUCCAGCGCCGUUGGCCUAACUGCUUUCGUAACAAAAGACCCCGAAACUCGUCAAUUAGUAUUACAAACCGGUGCCUUAGUGCUAGCUGAUAACGGUAUCUGUUGCAUUGAUGAGUUCGAUAAAAUGAAUGAUAGUACGCGCUCGAUACUGCACGAAGUUAUGGAACAACAAACACUGAGUAUUGCAAAAGCGGGUAUUAUCUGUCAAUUAAAUGCGAGAACCAGUAUUUUGGCAGCGGCCAAUCCUUGCGAGUCGCAAUGGAAUAAAAAUAAAACAGUGAUAGAAAAUGUCAUGUUACCGCAUACAUUAAUGUCACGUUUUGACUUAAUUUUUCUCAUGCUGGAUCCUCAAGAUGAGAUAUUUGAUAGAAAACUCGCCAGACAUUUGGUAUCACUGUAUUAUAAAUCUGAUCUAGAGGAAGAAGAUGACAUUGUGGACAUGAGCAUUCUACGUGAUUACAUAGCUUAUGCUAAGGAACACGUUCAUCCUAUUCUCAAUGAAGAGAGCCAACAGAGAUUGAUCCAGGCUUAUGUUGAUAUGCGCAGAGUAGGAAGCGGUCACGGACAAAUCACAGCAUAUCCACGACAACUGGAGUCGCUGAUAAGACUUGCUGAAGCACACGCUAAGAUGCGAUUCAGCAAUAUAGUGGAGAUUGUGGACGUCGAGGAAGCUUGGAGAUUACAUCGAGAGGCGUUGAAGCAAUCGGCUAUCGAUCCACUAAGUGGCAAAAUCGAUAUUAGUAUCCUAACGACCGGCAUGUCGUUAGCUGCGAGAAAACGUAGGCAGGAAUUAGUGGAAGCAUUAAAGAAGCUCAUUAAAGGCAAAGAUAAGACACCGACGCUGAACUAUCAGAAAAUUUUCAUGGAAUUGAAAGAAUCAUCUAGUAUGUUGGUGACGCGAGAAAUGUUCGAAGACGCUCUGAAAGACUUGCAAGAUAACGGUGUUGUAAUUGUAACUGGCAAAAAUACCAUUCGUGUUUGUUAAACUUAUUUACAAUUUUUGAAUCGCCUUGCUUUUCGAAUAUUUCUCGAUUCGAGAUAUGCAGAUAACAUAUAAUUUAUUGGUACAUUCUAUAAAAGAUUAGUACUAAAUAUUUUUAUGAAAUAGA